Messenger RNA from Chelmon rostratus (copperband butterflyfish), 6301 nucleotides. RefSeq names its product mitogen-activated protein kinase binding protein 1 (gene mapkbp1). Gene Ontology annotation, molecular function: protein binding. The transcript has 31 exons. The record is from RefSeq and is a predicted model, not a curated record. The coding region runs from base 232 to 5061 and encodes 1609 amino acids. Lineage: Eukaryota; Metazoa; Chordata; Actinopteri; Chaetodontiformes; Chaetodontidae.
GCCGCUUCGUGUCUUCGCCGCGGUGGAGAUAUAAGAUGCGGAGCAGCCGCGGAACCGGAGCCCGUGACCCAGAUCAGCCCAGAACCAGAGCCAGACUAGCUGAAUCCUCCGGCCCGGCGUGGCUCGGCUCACAGAAAGCAUGACAGCUGAAGCAGCGGCGGCGGAGGACAGAGCGACAGAGACAGACUGCAGCCGCUGAGAGAGGCAGCUAGCCCGGCAGCUAACAGCGCGAUGGCUGCGGAGGGAAGCGGCACGAUCCGCAGCCGCAUCAAGAACCUGCUGCGCUCCCCGUCCAUCAAACUGAGGAGGAGGAGCGGCACCGCGCGGCACAAAGAGGACCUGAGCGACAAGGUGACCUUGGAGAAGGUUCUCGGGAUCACGGCCCCAGGGAACCGAGCGCUGGCCUGCGACCCCCGAACUGGACUAUUGGCUUAUCCUGCUGGGUGUGUCGUCGUCCUGUUGAAUCCCCGGAAGAACAAACAGCAUCACAUCUUCAACAGCUCGAGGAAGGCGCUCACCACAUUAGCAUUUUCUCCAGAUGGGAAAUAUAUCGUCACAGGAGAGAGCGGUCACAUGCCGGCGGUUCGAGUCUGGGAGGUGUCGGAGCGUCUGCAGGUCGCCGAGCUGCACGAACACAAGUACGGAGUCGCCUGCGUGGCGUUUUCUCCCAACGGGAAAUACAUCGUCAGCGUGGGUUACCAACACGACAUGAUGGUCAACGUCUGGAACUGGAAGAAAAACAUCGUGGUUGCAGCCAAUAAGGUGUCCAGCAAGGUGACAGCCGUCUCCUUCUCAGACGACAGCUCGUACUUCGUUACCGCUGGCAACCGCCACGUCAAGUUCUGGUACCUGGACCACGCCAAGACUUCCAAGGUGAACGCCACUGUCCCUCUGCUGGGGCGUUCAGGGCUGCUGGGAGAGCUCAGGAAUAAUUUCUUCAGUGAUGUGGCGUGUGGGCGGGGUCGACAGGCCUCCUCCACUUUCUGCAUCACUUCCUCCGGUCUGCUGUGUGAGUUCAACGACCGGCGGCUCCUCGACAAGUGGGUCGAGCUGCGGACGUCUCAGGCCACCUGUCUGUCCGUCACAGACGAGCUGAUCUUCUGUGGUUGCUCUGACGGGACAGUUAGAGCUUUCAGCCCCGUCAGCCUGCACUUCCUGUGCACUCUGCCCCGCCCACACUUUCUGGGAGCUGACAUCGCCAACAUGGUGGACGCCAGUCAGCUGUUCUCCUGCAGGUCAGAGGCUCGUUACCCCGACACCGUGGCGGUGACCUACGACCCCGCCAACCGCUGGCUGUCGUGCGUCUACAAUGACCACAGUGUUUACGUGUGGGACGUCCGAGACCUCCGCGACCCCCGCAGGGCGGGAAAACUGUACUCUGCCCUCUACCACUCCUCCUGUGUGUGGAGCCUGGAGGUGAACCCAGAGGGCGGAGGAGGCAGAGGAUGUGGAGGAGGAGAGAAGGUGCACCUCACCCCUGGAUCUUUCCUGUCCUGCUCCUCAGACAACACCAUCCGACUGUGGAACAUCGACGGCCACAACGUUGUGAACAGGAACAUCCUGAGCCACGACCUGCAGAAAGUUAUUUAUGUGGAGGACAACAUCACCAGCCUGCUGGAUACGGAGAGCGUCGCCGGGGGCAACACAGAGAAGGCGGGGUCAUCGGGCUCAGAGGGGCAGCAAACUGACCAAAGCCGAGCGGGCAUUAGGACCCUGAGAGUCAGUCCUGAUGGACAGCACCUGGCCUCUGGAGACCGCAUGGGAGUCCUCAGGAUCCAUGAUCUGGACAGUAUGGAGGAGAUCAUGAACGUUCAGGCUCACGACUCUGAGAUCCUCUGCCUCGAGUUCUCCAAACCAGAUACAGGUCUUCAGUUAUUAGCCACGGCCAGUCGGGAUCGUCUGAUCCACGUCCUGGAUGCGGGCAGAGAGUACAGUCUGGUCCAGACUCUGGAUGAACACUCAUCGUCCAUCACUGCCGUCCGAUUCGCUGCCAAUGAGGGGAAGGUGAGGAUGAUCAGCUGCGGAGCAGACAAGAGCGUCUACUUCCGUACCGCUCAGCAGACGGAGGAGGGGUUGGAGUUCACACGGACUCAUCAUGUUGUGAGGAAGACAACUCUCUACGACAUGGACAUCGAACCAACCAGGAAGUACGCAGCAGUGGGCUGUCAGGACCGCAGCAUCAGGAUCUUUAACAUCAGUAAUGGCAAACAGAAGAAGUUGUAUAAAGGCUCUCAGGGGGAGGAUGGAACUCUGAUCAAGGUGCAGAUCGACCCGUCGGGCCUCUACAUCGCCACCUCCUGUUCGGAUAAGAACAUCAGUAUAUUUGACUUCUACUCUGGAGAAUGUGUGGCCACCAUGUUCGGACACUCUGAGAUAGUAACCGGUCUGAAGUUCAGCAGUGACUGCAGACAUCUGAUCACAGUCUCUGGAGACAGCUGUAUCUUCGUGUGGCGUCUCAGUCCAGAAUUGACCAUCAGGAUGAGGCAACGACUCGCUGACCUCCGACCUCUCAGCAGCAUGCAGAACUCCCAGAAUGCACCUCAGCAGAAAGUGGUCAACCUCAGCAACAGGGAGGCGUCGACUCCUCGGGUCGUCACCAUGUCAUCUGACAGUGACAAGGAGGAGGAAGAGGAGGAGGAAGAAGAGCUGUGCUGUCCUUAUAUGGUCACUGCAGGAAGCCUGAAGGAGGAGACAGAAACUCCGGACGACGAGCCGAGCUGCGCGGACGCCGACGGCAGCAGCAAGGACGUGUUGGGGGCUCGACCCCCUCGCCGGCGCUGGUCCAGGAGGACGGGCGGCGCAGAGGACGGCGCCCUGAUGGUGAAGUCCAUGCUGGACCUCAGACUGUUGGAUUCGUACCGUCCUGACAGACGGGAGGAGCGGCAGGAGGAGCGGCAGGAGGAGCGGCAGGAGGUGAAGCCCCGCCCCCUCAAUGGUAAAACCUCAGCCUGCAGCCUGAGCGGGAAGGGCCCGAACAUGGAGGGGGUGCUUCACAGGACCAAUCAGGAGCUGGGAAGCACAGUCAGCCUGCAGGUCACCACUGCAUGGGCGAAAGACGAUGAGACGAGGACCAAUCACAGCCCAGACAGGGAGGAUCUAGUGCUGUAUCCUGACCAAUGGGCAGACAGAGUGAGCCUGGCAGAAAGUGAGUUCCAGGUGAGGGAGGCGGGUCCAGCUGCUGCAGGUGGACAUCAGGACAAACCCAGUCCAGACAGUGGCUGCUCACUGGGAUUCAAUUCCAGCCUGUCCAGUCCGGUCAGACCUGCAGGAGACGACACAGAGCCUCUCAGUGUGGAUGGAAACUCCUCAGAACUGGAGGACGAUGAAGACGAGGCAGGAAGAGGAGAGGUCAGGGCCUCGCAGCUCGUCCCUCAGACUCCGGACCAGGAGGCUUUCCUGAAGGAGCACUUCGUCACGCUGGCUGACCUCUCAGGCUCAGGGAGUCCAAGCAGAGCGUCUCACAGCUCCAGUGAGAGUCUCAGCAUUUCCUCCAGGUUCCUGUCGCAGAAUUCAGCUGGAAGUCGGACCGUGCUUCCUCUCCCGUCUCGGAACACCGAGGGAGGGGUAGGAGGUGGGGAGGUGAAGGCCCGCCCUCUGGUCUCAGAGGUCCGACCUCUGAUGGAACAGAACAUGAACCGGACCCAGGACAGGAGAGUGUCGUGGAACCCGGACCCAACCCAGAAACAGAACCAGGAGCAGACCCCCUCACUUCAAGACCAGCUACAGUCCCAGGCUAAGACCAACCAGGACCAAACACAGCCCUCUGAGGUUGUGAACCAGGGUACAGAUCAGCUCCAGGUAGAAGAGAAGGAGAUCUCCUCGGCUCAGCAGUCCCACCGGCCAUCCCCACUGAAGAAGAAGGUCCAAACCACAGUUGAGUCCAGGAGGAACCUGGGCCCAAUGGCUCGGGCUGCAGCCUCCCAUCUGAACUCCUCUGGACUACGAAAGGCUCAGUCAGUCCAGAACCUGCUGACCGAAACAGGUGACUCCUUGCUCUCUCGUUCGUCCAGAGAGACCUCCCCCCAGCUGCUGCCCCCCCCCCAGCGUCCCACCACCCUCCCCUCUUCCCCCAGACGCCCCCCAUGUACAGCCCCAUCCCUUCAGAGACCCAGCCCCGCCUCUCCCAGGUCCCCCCAGCAGGAAACGGUUGCCGUCACCUCCUCUGCAGCUGCUGCUGCUCCUUCUGCUGUCACCCCAAGGAAGUCCUCCUCCUCCUCCUCCUCCUCCACCACUCCAUCGGCGCCACGCUCAUACAUGAGCCCCACGGCCAGCUCCAUGGCCAAGAUGUCACGCUCCAUCUCCGUGGGCGACGGCCUCAACAUCUCUGAACCAAGCGAAGAUCCCGCAGUGACAUCAUCACCAUCGACAGUGGACACAGUAACCUCCUCCUCUCAGGUCAAAGAGACUCCGCCUCCUCUUGUUGCCGUGGUGCCCGCCAACGCAGCUCUGGCCGUGCCCCCCCACGCCGCUGUUGUGCCCGUCGUCGUUGCCUCCUCCUCGUCUUCUUCUGCAGGUAACCACGGGAACCAGGCAGCCCCUUCCCCCCGUGGUCUCCAGGCUCGGGUCCCUGGCAGGCCGCUCCCUGACAAGCCCUCCCUCGCCUCCUUCUCGUCAUCGCCCUCAUCCUCGUCUUCCUCAUCGCGGCCUCCUCCGGUCUCUGUUUCCCCUCUGACUCCCCCCCAACAGGAGGAGGAACGUCAGACUGCUGCAGAGCAGAGGGACAACGCAGACCAGCCAAUCAGUGUGGAGACCUGCAGAGCUCUGACCAAUGAGCUGCAGAGCUGCUUCAAGAGAGCAACUCACCUGUACAGAAAGGUGAGCGGCUCCUCCUCUGAUGACUCCGCCCCCGACCAGCGUCAGAUGGCCGUCGUCCUAUCAGAGGCCUUCCGGGCCAUGAGGGCGGAGCUGGACUGUUUGCCGCUCAGCGCGCCGAGCAUUGUGGGAGUGGAGGGGGGGUUGGGAGGAGUGGGGGAGGUGAAGACGGCGGCUCUGCUGGAGGAGUACUCUCUGCUCCUGCUGCAGGCCGUUCACAGGAGGAUCAACACACACGACACCGAGUAGACUGAACACCUCCUCCUGCUGCUCCUCCACCUCCAGGCUUUACUCCUCCUCCUUCAACCUUUACUCCUCCACCUCCAGGUUCUACUCCUCCUUCAACCUUUACUCCUCCACCUUCAACCUUUACUCCUCCACCUCCAACCUUUACUCCUCCACCUCCAGGUUCUACUCCUCCUUCAACCUUUACUCCUCCACCUCCAGGCUUUACUCCUCCACCUCCAGGCUUUACUCCACCUCCAGGCUUUACUCCUCCACCUCCAGGCUUUACUCCUCCUCCUUCAACCUUUACUCCUCCACCUCCAGGUUCUACUCCUCCUCCAACCUUUACUCCUCCACCUUCAACCUUUACUCCUCCUCCUCUUUCUUGUCCUCUCGGUCCAAAUCCUCCAUCCUCUUGUCAUCUUUCUCCCCCCACUCUUCAUCCAUCCUUUCUUCUCUUCUUACUCUAUUUUACAUCUCUUCUUCACCUCCUCCUCCUCUUCACAGAUGAAGGAUCUGAAGCCAUUUUGAUUUUGAUUCUGGACUUUUAUUCCUUGUUUUUAUUCUUAUGCAAGAAUCUGUUCGGUCUUAAUGAACGAGUUUUUAGAAGCUGAAGCGAUGAACCUUUUCAUCAGCGUGUUUUUUAAAGACGUUUUUCUGCCGAUUUUUCCGUUUACAUUCCCUGAAGAACGGAUCAUUCCCUGAAGAACGGAUCAUUUGGAUCAUUGAUCUUUGAUUAGUGUUGUAGGAACGUUAACGUUAGACUGUAGAAAGGUUUUAAAGGAGCAAACAGCAAUAUGAGACGUUUCCUUUGAGUUCACCUCGAUGUGACUUCCUGCAGCAGAACGUCGCGAUGCGUUCAGGUGACUUUCAGUUUGUGAUGGACACUUUGUAUUUAUUUACUGUUACAGUUUAACUACUGACCGACUGCUCUUCACCUGAACCAGACUUUCACACUGACGCCAUGUUUUUUCUAAAAUCAUGGACUUAAAGUCUGACAGGCGACGUUCGUUUUUAUAGUCGUCGUUAGAGAAUCGGUUUUAGGGGAUCGGUGGGUUUGGGGUUUCUAACAGUUUGUUGUAAUACUGACUUUCUUCAAACCAACAGGUCAAAGUUUAGUUUGAAAUGUUUUCAUGUUUUUUGUCAAAAUUGAAAAAAAGUUUGAGACUUAUUUUGAGUUUUUACAGGAACUCUGUUCUCAGAAGCUGAUUGGUCGGCUGUUUGAUGAGUUUUCUUUUACUGCUUUGAGAAAUAAAACAUUAAC